AGAAAAUUUUCCACUUGACUGGCCAAUCAGAGAAAAGACCUGAUAGUGUGGUAGCUGUGAGACUUGUUAUACUGUCUAUAACAUCUCCGACAUUGUAACUGAUGGAGGGGCUGCACGUGUUCCUGCUUGUUCUCGCAGGUAAUUAUUUUUAUGAGCACUUCAGACGAUUUAACUUUUGUUUCACUUGAAGUUUUCACAGAAUAAGAAAUGACACUUUCUAGUUUUCAGAAUAUUACGUUUUAUAUCAGGAAUCUUUCCAUAUUUAACUCAUAAUGCAAUGACAUAAUCAUGUAACAGCACAUCUUAAAUUGUUUGUAUAUUUGUGUUUCCAUUCAAGCAGGUGUUUUCUUGGGUCACAACUCAGUCUGUGGAUCAGUGGUAGAGGUGACAGCCAAACCAGGAGAAAACAUCACUCUCUACUGUGACUGCAAACCAUCACUGGGAGUUUACAUAGUCUGGUUCAGGAACUGCUCUCAUAAGACCCAGCCUCCUCUUGUCCUAAAAAUGCGGUAUCCUAAUCAAUGGAUGAAACCUCUCCCUCUUAAUUUCCACUUUGUGAGGAACAAGUCCUCUGAAUCCUAUGACCUGCUAAUCCAGAACAUCACUGUGUCACAUGAAGGUUUCUACUACUGUGGAACUGAAACUACAGUAGUUGACAAAAUAGUGGUGAACAAAACAGAGGGUAAAGACUUUCUUGUUCACAGAGAUGUUUACAGCUAUGGCAAUGUCACAAGGAUCAUAUUCAGUAAGUAUGCAGUGUUUAAGUGUGACUAUAGUUUUAACAAAGUUACUUCUUAUUAAAUGUGUUAAUUCGUUAGGAAUUCAAUUUAGUUCCAUCACAGUUUGAUGUAAGUCAUACAUUUAUACUCUGGAUUGGCUCAUCUUUUAGCAGCAGCCAAAGUAUGAACAGAAAUUUAGAACAUUUUUACUCUUCUCUGAGUCAGGACUGUUAUUACCUAUUUUAAUGCCCAAGAGCUCACUCUGUAUCUCACUCUGUAUCCCAAUAAACCUUAGUAAAACAUAAAUAUGUAAGGUGAUUAUAGAAAUUUUAAGUGCAAAGGUCUAGAAUACAAAAAGCUGCAUCAGUUUAUUUGUAACUGUUUAGGUACGUAUGUCAAAGUUACAACUACCAACACAAGUCCUUUUGUUAUUAACAAUUUGGCAAUUAUCUCCUAAAUUUUUCUAAAAUAAGCUUUAACAAUGUCUAUCAACACCUUGAUUUAAGCCCAUGUGUGUCUAUCCGUGUAUUAGUUGCUCCUACAGCACAGAAAAUACAAUAAACAGGGUGUAAAUUCAAGGAGUUUGUGUAAUACCACAAAGUUUACCAAUGAAACACUUACCAGUCCUUAACUUCUCUGUGUGAAAGUUUGGUCAUAGCUCAGGUGGCAAUAAUAAUAAAAAAAAACUAAACAGUCCUCAUAAUUGUAUGGUGCAAAUACUGCUUACUUCAACUCCCUGAGGGACAAUCUGUUCAUAUCAAGAUUAACUAUAAUCCAUUGUAGCACCAACAACCAACGGAAAAAACUGAGUAUGAGUAAACCUGAUCCAAAAUAUCUGAGACUUUGUAAAGGUUUAAAGAGCUCACUUCACUAGAAUGAGUUUUUCUGCAGAAUAAGGACAAAGAUCACACAUUGUAUAUUUGGCUGGAAUCAGUUCUGUAAUAAUCCAGAUAAAUAUUCAAAAAAAGGCUACACUCAUGUCACAAUUUUGACAUUUUUGUGUGUUCAGAGUGAAAUGAAUCUAAUCAACUCACCCUCUUUUGUGAGGCAGACUCCAGUAGGACUCCUCUUCAGGACCGUGGUGUGAGCCUAAGUUUGCUCCUCUCUCUAUGUUCAGCUGUUGCUGUUGUGUCCUCUCUCAUCUCCUCACUUGUGGUUUACUGUCUCUGUAGGAAAAAAGGUAACUAUGACAUACCUCAUUUAAGCUUCAUUAAUUAUUAUUAACAAAAAUGUCUUCCAUUCACUAAGUGUCAUAUGUUUUAUUGAUGAUUUGUUUUUGAAGCUGAAGGAAAUCCAGUUGAUCAGCAAAGACUGAGCACAAAAGAUCAUUCUGGAUCAAACCAGGUAAGUUUAUCAUUGAAAUAAAGUAAAUUAUAGCAACAGAUGGGUACAUGAACAUGUUUCCAAAUAACUGAUUUGUGUUCUCAGGAUGAAGAGUUGUGUUAUGCUACUGUGAAAAUCAAAAAGACAUCACAGAGAUCCAAGAGGACACAACCGCAGAGCUCUGACUUCAGCACUUAUUCUGCAAUCAAAACUUCUCAGAUGUGACAUGCCUCAGACAAAAGAGCAAAAAAAUGUAUUUCAUAUUACUCAGUGUUGCCAGAUGGCAGAUGCAGAGUUAUCUUGCAGAUUUAAAAUGAUAGUAUUUUACUUAAAACUACCGUACACAAGAAAAAUUCCAAGUGAGGUCCUUGAUACCACACUUGACACCAUAUUGAUGCAGAGAAGGACUAUCAUUUUCACACUAUAGAGUCAACACCUGCCAAUUUCUGCCUACCCCUCUUUCCGUUAUUGCCUUCAAAAUAAAAGCAAGUAGCAUCAGGGUUUUGUUGCAACGAAUUUUAGUCAUUCGGAGCAUUUAGGUUAGAAGCAACCACGUAGAAAGAGUAAAUAAAGCUCACAAUGAGUCUUCACAUAGUUUUAAAAUUGGGACAUAAACGUGGACUUGAGAAAAUACCACUCAAACUCACCUAAAAGUUGACAUGGUUCUUCUAAACUCCAAUGUCAGACAUCACGAGGGCGUUGCAGCAGCGGUACAAAGUCGUUCCCAAUAACAUGUCUGAGAUUGUUUAAACCGUCUGUUGAAAAUGGGCUCCAACUCUCCACUGGGCAGUACAGCUGUACUCGGUGUUUAGUCCACCCGUGGGCCAUGCUGCUUGGCUGUUUUACAUUUUCUUGCUAAAUUCUCCAAACUCCUAGUAACCUACACUUAACGUUAACUGAAUGAACUCCCUAACUCAGUAAAGUCUUCAUUGUUUGCUAACUGCUCCGCGACACACAUGCCGCUCGCGCGUUUUCUGAGCUAAGCUAGUAGCAUUAGCUCUGUAUGUGAAGUGCGUUCGUACUGCGGGCCGACGUGAAGGGCCGCAGGUGUGCGCAUGGCGCCAUUAGCUGAUGAUUUGAUUGGCAGAUGGAGCUUAGGGUGUGUUGGUCUGGUACUGAAUGAGCGUGAUAUACGUAUAUAAACGAUAGAUGGCUUACGCACGCUGUUAGCCAAUGGAGACCGGCGUCUGCGCAUGGCGGCCAUCUUGCUAUGGUAAGCUCGCCCACUCAUAACAUUACAGUCUACUGUUAAUGUAGCAUUUAAAGAACCAUAAAUUGCUUAAUUUUAAACCGAUUUUCGAACAGCUUUCUCUGCUGUCCUUUAUCAUACAUGUGGCAAAUUGUCAUCCAAAUAAGACACCAAUUAUCCACCUUAGCUACAUCUGGCAACACUGAUACAUACAAACUAUUCUGAUAUUUCCAUCCAUUUGUCUUUGCCAUCAUUUACAGUCAUGUCCAAAUUUUCUAUGUUAGUUGUUUUGUCUUUUAAAUCAGUGUUGUUUAAAUUGAGUUCAAUCAAGGUAUGGCCUACUCCUGCAAAUGACAAUGUUUUUAUACUGUCUUGUUUUUCAUGUAUUUGUUUUUUUAUCAGAGUUACGUACAUGGUGUACAACUUUCUUAACAAAAAUAUGCUUCUGUAUCUUGUUUCCCUGUGCCACAUAAUUGUCUACUGCAAAAAAUCAAUAAAAACCUUAGGCAAGACCUUGUCUGUGGUGGCUAAUUACCCCUCAACUUCAGAUUCAUUAAAAUGAUUGUUUAAUCUUAGUCUGUAACAUUUCAUAAUGGUUUUGUUGGCUGCUGGUCUGUAUCAAGACUAUAAUCAGGCAAUUUCCUGUUUUUAUCUCCAGUUCACUAUCAAUCCUCUUGCUUCUCCAGUAUAGCUCGAUACAAUGUGUGAAUCUGUUGGAAGUGACUUUUGAGAAAGUAAGAUCUUAAUAAAGGGAAAUAUUAUACAGAAGGUUGCUGCUAAAGACAGCAACUGAUUAAAUGUUAAUACCAAACUUAUAUGAGAGGUUACCAGUAAACACAGAGUGUACAAUGAAACCAACCUCCAUCGCAAGUUAUAGCACCUAAGAUUCGCAACGGCUCACAGGAAACCCACAGUGACAAACAGACCCUCAUACAGCUACAGACCUCAACAAGUUGCUGCUCAGAGCACAGGCUUCAUUAUGAACACGUCACAGCUCAUUUUGAGAAGACAGACAUCAAAUAUAAAACACCCAAACACAUAAAACCAAAUAAAACAAACAAAGCUCCUGCUCUGUAAGCAGUUACUAAGAAUAUGUUCUUUUUUACAGUAUUUCAAAAUUAUAGAGCUCGGUAGUUAAAAAGGCCUACAGCCACAGUAAUGGGUAACUAUCAAACCUCUAAGUGUGAAAAACAGUAAACAAUUAAUCAAAGACUAAGGGUGGAGACUACCAGGUAAGUCAUAAUAUGGUACGGUUCACAACAUGAUGACAUCAAUAAAGUCUGUGACAACUGAUUUAUUGCAAGAAAUACAGUCCAUGCUAAGAUUAGCACCACUGAUAGGAGUCAUGAUUGUUUACUAAUUCAGUGAUGAUUUAUCUAUUUUUUCUUCCACAGCACAGCUGAUUUACAAAGAGUUUUCCUCUACAGAAGCUACACAGGCUUGUAAAGGAUAGUAUCAUCAAAGAGACUAGACAAUCUAUGCUGACCACAUGAGCUACAGAGAUCAACAUCAGGGAAGUUUCAGGACUUUUGAUUCAAACAGUGUGCUUGAGUAUUGCGAUUUCUGCAGUCUUACUGUAUUUCCCUCAUUUGGUGUUUUGCCUCCCCUGUCCAUAUGAUAUUAAGUGCUAAAAAUCACCUGCAUAGGAUGUUUACAUAGUUGAAAUACAGCCAGAUUUUAAAUUAUGCAUCAAAUUAAUCAGUGGUUGAGUUUUGACCAUUAGCAUAAGCACAAUUUCAAUUUACAGCUUGAUUUUGAAGUUAGUUCACUGUAGUUGCUUGGGCUUUAUAUGAAAUAAAAACUGACACAGGCUCUAGUAUUGAUGCUAUUAUCACCUAUUAUCAUCAGGUACAAUGUAAAGUGAGUGUGCGGAAACACAAACUAGGAUCUUGACUCAGUGAGCAGCCUACAAUGAAGUAAGGGUCUUUUCUCACACUAAGAGGCAAAAUAGCGCUAAAUUGAACAUUUUAAUUCAUAGUGAAGUAAUAGGAACAAUGUUGCAACAGUGUCAGCAGGCAGAAGCAGGUGUACGCUGGGUGGCAGGCACAGGGACCAGGGUGGCAUGUAUUGGAGGCGGCACUGAGAUCUGGGUGGCCCACCUGGGAGCCAACAAUGGAGACUAGAAAACCUGCCUGGGAGCCGGCACUGGGAGAUGAAUGGCCAGUCCAGGAGAAUGCACUGGGUGUUGCACUGAGGGAUACAAGGGUUGGCAGGACCAUCGGAGAGAAGACAAUAAUCUGUAUCUCAAUCAAGUGUCUCUGCUGAUGGAAGCAUGAAGUGCUCUAAAGUCUCCUGGUAGACAACUGUUUUGACACUGGACUUCAUAAAACACAGCCUACCAACACCAGAAGAUGACAUAGCAGCCCUAUUUCUCACAGACUGUGGAAUCUUAAUGCUGGACUGUGAGAACCUUGAAAUCUGUGCCUCUCUAGUCUCUCUCCAGACUCGAGGACUUUGAGUUCCCCGCUUUUCACUUGAGAACAACCAACUUUUUCAGCAGUGACCUUCUGUGUCUUGUGAUCUUUUGGACAACUGUCAGUCAACAGUCUUCCCCAUGAUUGUGGUCAUGUGUACUGAACUAGAUUGAGAGAAGAGAGGCUCAGUAAUCCUAUCUAGUUGUUCAGGGUUAAUUGGCUGAUAAGAGCCCUUUUGGGACUAAAUUUACUGACAGGAAACUGGACUUUUACACAAUAGUCCAGUGUUCUGGUAACAAUCUAUGAGUUGCCAGUUGUGCUUUUUUUUACUACAGUUAAUGUAUUUAAAAAAAAAUUCUGCUGAUGUCAGCAUAUUAGGUCUCUAAAUCAAUUGGGUCACAAAAGGCUUCAGCAAACAUUCAACACAAUUUGCAACACAAGACGGUCCAAUGCUGAAAAUAAUGCAGUCAAAUCUGCAUAUUUCUGUCAAUGUAAAAGUGAUAAAUGUGAUUAAAUUUAAAAGUCUAUAAAACACAAUGGGCAUUUACAGUAAUAUGUGCAGGAUCUUUGUUUACAUGUGAAUUUAUAGGGUGUGUUGGCCUUGAUAUAACCACAAAUCAAGGUUUCACUGCCACAAAAGCAAUUGUAGAAGGGACAAAACAACUACAAAAGAAAAGUUUCCAUUGCACAAUCAAAAUCGAAGUUACCUUCCUCAGAAGGGAAACGUUUGCGCAAGUCAUACAAGUUAGUUGCUGUCUCAGUGUUUCCUUGGCUGCCAUCACACAUGGACAGACUGCGAUCUUUUGUUGCUGUUAUCUUGGGUAAUUAUUUGAUGGAUUUAUCAUAAUCUUCUGUCUUUUGAAAUUCCUUAUUCUUCACACUUUACCUGCUUGCUUCUGUUUCAUUUUACAGGAGCCAUGAUGUACAUCCAUGAGGGGAUUUCUCUGUUGGAGCUGACAGUCAAAACAGGAAACAACAUUACUCUCUUCUGCGACUGCAAGAUGUCGACUGGAGUUUACAUAGUCUGGUACAGGAACUGUUCUCAUGAGAACCAGCCUUCUCUUAUGUUGAAGGCAAGAUAUGAUUCAAGCUCUUAUCCUCAGGUCCCUACAGAAUUCUUGAAUCCUCUCCCUCAUUUCUACUUGGUGAAGAAUCAGUCCACUGACUCCUAUGACCUGCUGAUUCAGAACAUCACAGAGUCUGAUGAGGGCCUCUACUACUGUGGGACUGAAGAGAGGACAGUACAAAAUGGAGAUAAAAUUACUAAUGGACUCAUCUACAAUUAUGGAAAUGCCACAAGGAUCACAUUCAGUAAGUCAAUAAGGUUUUUUUUUCUUACCCUAGCAGAAUAUAGCAAAAUAGCAGAAUAACUUUUCGGACACCAAAUAACAAAAUGUGGUCCCAUAAUAAUGUAGACAUUUCAGAGGACAAAGUAGAUCAACCUCCAAUACUACUUUGCACUGUUUAAAUUUUCAUCAUGAUUAGCUGAAAAUGAGAGCAUCUCUGCUUAUCAGGAACAAAAUAGCAAUAAACAACAGCUGUUCUGGAUAAUGCCUGCCAAGUCAGAGGCCUCUUGGACCCCAGUCACAAGUGAUCAUGAACAAAUUCUGCUUUUUUAAUUGUGUAGAAGUUUUGGGAGAAAAAAUUGGCAUAAAGAAAACACUGAAGAGGUUUCUAUUGUGCUUGCAUUGGUCAUUUGUGAGCCAAGUUUGUAAUUUUCAGACAUUUGACUGUAUAUUAGUUCUAUUCCACUUCACAAUACCAGUUCCUAUAGCAUUUUGCAACAUGCAUUUUCCCCCUGAAAGCAGAUGCGGUAAUGCAGACCAUUUCCACUAUGGUUCUUGGGUCCCCAGAGUAAUUUUAAGAAACAUACAGAUUUCUUGCUUACUGGGAAUACAACUAAUAUACACAUGAAUACCAUAAAUACCCCAAUACAAACCAGAGCCUUUGUUUGCUUUCACUGUAAAGGUACUGGGCACACGUGUAUUAAAGACAGGCCUUUAUAUCAUUAUGAAGUCUUGAUACAGAAAAGGGCAGUUGUGCAUGUUAAUGUUACAUUCACACAAACAGGCUGUCCUAUGACGCUUGAUUGAAAGGUUUUUAUAUAUUUUUUUAAAUCUGGAAAACUUGCUUUUUGCUAUCUUGCUCUGGGAGGAAAGUUGGUUGUGUACUGUGAUAUCUGUGACAUUAGUCAUCAGUCAACUCCAGAAAAAAAUGGUACUUUUCCUGUCCAUCAAACUCAUCAUAUAUGUGGACAGAAUUGAGUGCUGCCAGGAUGACAUCCUGCCAGGAUGACACAGCACUGGCCGGCAGUUGGUAGGGGCCCUCAUUCACUUGAAAAGGAUGUAAACCUGGCAAUAAUAUGGGGCCAGGCCACAAGUCAAAAAUUGGUCUUUAUGUGGGGGUGAUAAGUGAAACAAUUUUGUGUUUGAUCCAGACUCCAGGGUCCCAGCGUCUCAUCACCAUGAAUCCUGGGUGAACAACGGUGUGUGCCAGACUCUGCUGUUUUCCCUCUGUCCAGCUUUUGCCGUUUUCUCCUCUCUCCUCUCAUUUCUACUGGGUUAUCACUGCUGUCUGAAAAAAGGUAACUGCUGUUUAUUACUUUAAUCCACACACUUGUUUUCUUAUCUUUACUUAAUUGAUUUAUUUGACCCCUUCUGUGUGACUUGAGCUGAAGGCUUAAUGAUGUAUUCACUUCUGCAGCUAAACAAGUUGAUGAAAAGAUCCCAGACACCAGACACCAUCCAAGACGGGACCAGGUGAUAAACACAAAGACUUUACAUCACUGCUAGUAUCUUAAGUUUACUUUUAGCUGUAUUGACACAAAAUAAAUCACACGGCCCAUCUCAACAUGUUCAUGUUUCUAAAUGACACUUUUUGAAAAUCAGGAUGAAGAUGUGUGCUACGCUGCUCUGGAAAUCCGCAACACCUCGCAGAGACCAAAGAAGAAGAAAAUCCAGACAGAAUCUGAUUUCAGCACCUACUCUAACAUCAACACCUCAAGGAUGUAAAGAGCUGUAGGAUUUAAUACAAAAAUGUAAAGUGAACUGGAUGGUGACAGCAUGUACUUUUUAAUUCAUUAUUUGCAGUAAGCCGUUAUUAGCAUUGUAGUCCCCUCCUGUAGAAUGUAAAUGCUUAUUAAGGUAGAAAGUAUGAAUGUUUUAUCUGUCAUCAAAGCAAGGAAAAAUACUUUUAUCUUGCCUUUUUUAUAGAAAUAAGAAAAAAGAGUACAUUCUUGUGUGUGUUUGUGUUCUUUGUAUCCUC
Molecule: messenger RNA, 8909 nt
Organism: Xyrichtys novacula (pearly razorfish)
Lineage: Eukaryota; Metazoa; Chordata; Actinopteri; Labriformes; Labridae
Source: the annotation of a GenBank genome assembly